GAGGAGGAGCCGUGGAAAUAGAGGGGAGGAGACUCUCACUCCCCGGUAAGGCUCGGGGUAGGGCCAUGGCCGUACAACAUGGAUGCGCCCACGGAGGAGGUUGCUCCAGGAAAGGCAAAUGGUUGGUGAAGGCUGUGGUUUCAGGGAGCUGAUUUUUCGUCCUGAAAAGUGGACUUACGAUGUCUGUGGUACAUCGUCUGGCAGUGGGAUGGCUUGUGGAUCAUCUCUCUUUCAUCAACCAGUGUGGCUAUGAGACCUGUGACUCCUUUGCACACCCUGGGGGUGUCACUCACAACACUUCUGUCACAUCUACUGAAGACUGUCACAGUAUUUCUGCUUUUGCUGCCACCCCCUUAUCAAGCGACGGUCCUUCUUAUGGUCCUGGAAAUGCCGUGGAAACAGAAGGUAAAAGAGCAAAAAUGAGAUACGUGUUUCGGGAGGAGUUCUUUGAUGUUUCUAAGCCCCAUAUAGCCAUAGCUCCUGAGGAGCAGCUGUGUCAGGGAUGCCCUGAGAUGAGUCUGACAGAAAUAAAGGUCAACAGCAACAGAGAGGAAUACCAAGAAGGAGCAAAGAGUGACACUGGAGAUUCUCUUGCCACUGCUAGGAAGAAACGUAAAAGGAAAUGUGUAUUCAACCAAGGUGAACUGGAUGCUUUGGAAUACCAUUCAAAGGUCAGGAAGCUCAUUUGGGAAGGGACUUUGCAUUUAGUCCAAGAGGGACUCAAAAGUGGUUUUCUUCACCGUACGACUACAAAACUCAGUUGCAGGAAGAAUAAUGUUCCUCAGCACAUUGUCUGUGGGUUGGCUGAAUUAUGUGAAAUGGCAAAGCAGUUUCCAGCUGUGAAUGAAAGUGACCAUCAAGCUGUAUGUGUGCUAGAGGAGGAAACCUCCAGUGCAGAGCAGGACCUGCUUUCGUGUGUCAUGGAAAACAGCUCAGACUGUGCAAAGAUAAUUGUGUUAAUGGGGCAGAAAUACUUGGUGCCACCAAGAAGCUCUUUUCUCUUAUCUGAUAUUUCAUGUUUACAGCCCCUGCUGAACUAUAAGAAAAAAUAUGAUGUAAUUGUGAUUGAUCCACCAUGGGAGAACAAGUCUGUUAAAAGGAGUAACAGGUACAGCUACUUGUCUUCAUGGCAAAUCAAGCAGAUUCCUGUACCAGCACUGGCUGCUCCAAAUUGUCUUGUAGUCACAUGGGUGACUAAUAGACAGAAGCACUUACGUUUUGUUAAGGAUGAACUUUAUCCUCACUGGUCGGUGAAAACACUUGCCGAGUGGCACUGGGUAAAAAUUACUACAGCUGGAGAAUUUGUGUUGCCUUUGGAUUCUUUGCACAAAAAACCAUAUGAAGUUCUCAUAUUGGGGAGAGUUCAAGGAGACGUAAAGGAAGCCCUAAGGAAAUCUGAAGGUGCUCUUCCAAUUCCAGAGCAUCAGUUAAUUGUCAGCAUACCCUGCAGUCUGCAUUCACAUAAGCCUCCUCUUGCUGCAGUUCUGGCAGAGUUUAUCAAGCCAGAUGUGGAAUGCUUGGAGUUGUUUGCUCGCAAUCUCCAGCCUGGUUGGACCAGCUGGGGAAAUGAGGUCUUGAAGUUUCAGCACAUUGAUUAUUUUACUCUUCUGCAGAAUGACAACUGAGCGUGGUCUUAGACAUCUAUACCUUCUGAAAUUCCACAUCUUCCCGGGGGGCUCUUGAACUUAGCUUUAUUACUGAUGGUGCACCUAAAGGUAGCAGAAAUAAAACCAAUUGCAUUUUAGUUAGAAUUAUUUAAGUGACAAGAUAUCUGUUUAAUGCUAUCUCCCCUCUGUAUAAGGUGGUCCCUUAUUUUGAUGAUCUGGACAUAUCUAAAUACUGAUGUUGUUACCAAAAAUCAGUGAAGAUAAAACUCCUUAACAGCAGUGAAGCAUUAAGAAGCAGGCAUUCUUUAUUUGGCCAGGUGCAUGAAGUAGUGUGAAAUAUUGUAUAUGCUGAUUACAGAGAAAGCUCCUGUUUAUAUUCUGUAUUUUACAUACAUAUGCAUUGACAUUGAUGAUAAUAAUUUCCCCAAAAUCAUUAACAUAUGUUCCCUCCCCUUUGCACAUGUGUUCCUCUGUACCAGGGGUUUCCUUGGUGGUUCCUGGUGGUCAGCCACCCCAAAAUCAUAUUUGAACAUCCAGUGAACUGGUAAAAAGUUGGUAACUGGGCUGGUUACUCUGCAGUUUUCCUUCUUGUUCAAUGUUUAACAUGACCCUAGAGAAUAAGCAUUUUGUGGUUCUAUAAGCUUGUGGGUUUUGAAGAAUAAUCAUAUUAACCCAUCAGGUUAAUAUGGUGAAUUAAAACAAUUUUUAAUCUGGCAACAAUGUUAGAGUGUAAGUUCAUCCCUGUUCUUUUUCAAGCCUCAAGAAAAGAAAUUUUAAAGUAUUUUCACUCCAGCUAUCAAAUCUGAGCUGAUAGCACAUUGCUACUGCUGUACUGUAGCUCUUGCUACAGUAUUAGCUGUAAUAGCUAAAAAAAAAUAGUUCUUGCUAUUUUUAAAGAAUUACAAUAAAGAAUUAUAUUAUCUUGUUUUUCAAGAGUCAGUGGAAGUAAACAAUUCUGAAUGCUGCAUGUUUUAAUUUUUUUUUGCAAAACAAUCGAUUUUGAGCUAAAAUAGUUAUGAAGGCAGUGUAUCUUCCUACAUAUUUGUAUGUGUCUGUCUGCCUCAGAGAAAAUAAAAGGAGCAGUGCUUAUAUUUAUUAGCGCAUUAAUUCUUGACUGACCAUAUUCUAUGUAAAAUUAUACUUUUAAAACAAUUGGUAAUUCUGUCAUUGUGUAUAUGGUGUUAAUUUUUUGACAAUAUUGUAAAUGAAUAGUCUCAACAGCUUAAAAAAUUCUGAAAUUUUAACAGAUUAUAUGUAUUUUUUAAAAGAGUCUUUCCUUAUGUUCUGGAACAUUAUAAAGCCAUGCUAGUGAGCUGUAUUUUUCAGCUAACAAAAAAAUGAUCCCUUUAAAAAAUAUUAAAGAAUUGUACACUUUGUGUAUCCUUUGUUGUGCUUAGAUUUACUUUAAAAAAUACAAAGAAAAUGUAAUGAGGCCUCUGCCACUUACUUAUUUAUAGCAGUAGAGGCAUAGGUGCUGGACAAACUGAUUUUCCUGAUGGCAGGUUCCUGAGUUCUGACUGUUUUUAAUGGAGAACAAAAUACAUUGGAAAUUACCUAACAUUACCUUCAUUUCCAUUUUGGUAGCCUCAUGAGCUGUGACAAUUUUUUUAAGUUAAACUUCAAAUGGUAG
Molecule: messenger RNA, 3237 nt
Organism: Serinus canaria (Common canary)
Lineage: Eukaryota; Metazoa; Chordata; Aves; Passeriformes; Fringillidae
Gene: METTL4
Product: methyltransferase 4, N6-adenosine
Exons: 9
Coding region: 180-1625 (481 amino acids)
Cellular component (GO): RNA N6-methyladenosine methyltransferase complex; nucleus; cytosol
Molecular function (GO): site-specific DNA-methyltransferase (adenine-specific) activity; nucleic acid binding; RNA methyltransferase activity
Source: RefSeq, a predicted model, not a curated record